AUCAAUUUUUGUAACAUUCAUCAACAUGGUUUCUGACAGAUUCGGUUAAAAGUUUUCCGAUUUUCGAGAAAAUCCACAUUAUUUAAAACACCUUCGAAUCGUCACACAUUUAUUAGUGUCAACACCGAUGAAUCCUGGCAUCAGUAACUUUAGCUCAGUGAAGGAUUGAAAAGUUUUAAAUUUUUUUAACAAACAGCUUGAAAAAAUGGUUUGUAUCACUCAAUCCUUGUUACUUCAUGCAGAAUUAUGCAAAGAAGCUGAUAAUUUUUAAUCUACAAGCUAUUAUCUAACGUCCUGCACUGCGAAUUUGCGAAAAAGAGGACACCGAUGUUUUAGGUCCAUUUUUUCCAGGAAACUUCGGUUCCAGAAUCAUUAUAAUGCUACAUAGGUCUUACAGUCUUUUAAGUUUUAUUCGGCGAAAUGUCACUUGCCACUGUACAGACCGUUUCUAUGUUUUCCACGUGGGAGUCACGAGGAGACACGCCAGUAUUUUCAUCACACCAAAAUAUGUUCAUGUUAUAUCGAAUACGCAAAAAAGUUACAAUAAUCCGAGCCCUCGAAAAAUCGGCGAAACGCGAUGGAUUCAUGCCUCGGCUUCGAGGCUCGCGACGAAGGAAAUUGGGGGGAAGAAAACAACUGAGAAGCUGGAAAAGGUGGUCAAAUCGACCCUCAAGCAGAAAGUGAUCGAACUCGAUCGGGAAAAGUUGGGCAAAGUCAAAGAGCGGGAUUUGGAUGUUCAAGUUUUGAGCUCUCAAGAUGACGCGAAGAAAGAGGAGAAGCCGAGGAAAAAAGAGGAGAAGAAGGAAGUGGGCAAAGAAGAAACUCCUGUAGCGAAAAAAGCUGCGAAAAAAAGAAUGAGGGUUGAUCUUUCUGCUUCGUCGUUGGAGAGAAACUUUAUCACCCCGGUGAGGGCCAUGUCAGAUUUUCUUCUGAAACCCUCAGACCUGGAAUCUCUGCCAAAAACUAAGAGAAGAUCACCCUACGAAUUUGAACCGCCGAUCACGGUUUACUGGAGGAAGGACGUUGAAGCUAAAGCAUUAGAAGUCUGGGGAUCUCAUGAUAUUCUGAAUAAAGAACUCCUGAAAAAAGAAGUCGAGCUCAAGACGUACCAGCAAAAUAUUUUUACCGUGAAACGAAUGUUGAGAGACUACCGUCGACAAAUCGGUAACCAAACGGAAACAGUUGCCCCGGAAGGUCUUUUUGGAAGAUCUGGUAGAGUUGUUUUAACGGCAAUUAUAAUAAACGCUAGCAAUUUCCUCUUCAAACUUUUUGCUUGGCUCUACACCGGAUCUCAUAGUAUGUUUUCCGAAUGUAUUCACUCGGCAGCCGAUACUUGUAACCAGUUGAUUUUGGCUUACGGAAUUCACAAAUCUGUGCAGAAUCCGAAUCCGGAUCAUCCGUACGGCUACACAAACAUGAAAUAUGUGUCCUCGUUGAUAUCCGGCGUUGGAAUUUUUUGCGUCGGCACAGGUCUCUCCGUCUACCACGGAAUCCACGGUCUCCUUUUUCCGGAACCCGUCGAUUCCUUCUACUGGGCCUAUUUUAUCCUCGGGGGUUCCCUCGUUUCGGAAGGAGCCACUCUCAUGGUUGCCAUCAAUUCGAUUAAAAAGGGCGCGAUGGAGAAGCGACUCAAGUUCAAGGAAUACGUCAUGUCGGGGCUGGAUCCCUCCGUCAACGUCGUCCUCAUGGAGGACUUUGCAGCCGUGAUAGGAGUUUGUUGCGCCGCUUCUUGUAUGGGAUUGACUUCAUAUUUGGGAAAUCCGGCUUUUGACGCGAUUGGAUCUCUUCUCGUUGGAGGCCUUCUAGGAGGUGUGGCUUCUUUCAUUAUUUAUUCUAACGUCGCAGCUUUGAUUGGACGAAGUAUUUCGCAAGACAGUCUCGAUAAAAUAAAUGCGGAAUUGGAAUCUGACAUUAUGGUUCGAGCAAUCCAUGACGUGAAGGGCAUCGACAUGGGAAAUAGUUUGGUGAGGUACAAAGCUGAAUUGGAUUUUGAUGGUCGGGAAUUGACGAGGUCCUAUCUAGACAAUCACGAUCUGAACACGAUGCUCGAGGAAGUGAAGAAGAUGCAGAAUAUCGAUGAGCUCGAAGCGUUUCUACUCAAACACGGAGAAAACAUCGUCGAUUUACUCGGUGGCGAGAUCGACAGAAUAGAAGUCAAACUCAAGAAAAAGCAUCCGGAAAUUCGACACUGCGAUCUGGAGAUUCUAUGAAAAAUCUGGAGGUUUUAUGAAAACUUUAUCUGGACUGUCGGGUGUAAAUAUUAAUUUUUUAAUGAUAUUAUUUAAAUAACUGUAGGGAUUCGAACAGAGUGUCCGUUUAGUAAAAAUGUAAAAAAAAACUUCUCUAUAAGAAUAACCUAUUUAGUUUUAUUGAGCGGCGAAGGUAAUUUAAUAAAAAUACUUAAUUUUCAAAAUUUA
This is a messenger RNA of Belonocnema kinseyi, 2417 nucleotides long. It is a transcript of the gene ZnT49B, whose product is annotated as zinc transporter 9. The record is from RefSeq and is a predicted model, not a curated record. Gene Ontology annotation, biological process: transmembrane transport; zinc ion transport. Gene Ontology annotation, molecular function: monoatomic cation transmembrane transporter activity. The transcript has 11 exons. The coding region runs from base 378 to 2210 and encodes 610 amino acids. Lineage: Eukaryota; Metazoa; Arthropoda; Insecta; Hymenoptera; Cynipidae. Gene Ontology annotation, cellular component: membrane.